Lingula anatina is the source of this 1584-nucleotide messenger RNA. RefSeq lists its product as uncharacterized. Lineage: Eukaryota; Metazoa; Brachiopoda; Lingulata; Lingulida; Lingulidae. The record is from RefSeq and is a predicted model, not a curated record.
UUUUCUUCAAAGAAAUAUUCAUAGGGAGUGCUCGCUGUUAGCAAUUAAAUACAAGCAUAGCUUCUUGCAAAUACAGGCUCCUGGCCUAGCAGCCACUAGGCUUUCUAUAUAAAUGGUCUCCCAGUUAGAAAUUAAUUACACACAAGAGUUUAUAAGGAGAUCAGAACAUACACCAAUCUCAUAAGAUUCCGAGAUUCUCAGCCACGAUGUAUCCACACAUAUCAGGUUUCAUCCUUCAUGUUUUCAUUCUUCAAGUUGUGAUGAUGAAUGGUGCAGACAGCAGUAACAAGCGGUACAUAUUCCACUGCAUGGGCUGGGGGGCCGGGUGCCAAAAGAAUGGCCAAGUGCACCCUUCCGUGAGCUCCAACAGUGGUGGUCAGAGAGGAAGCUACAGCGGUGGACAAGACUCAGCCAGACAUGAGACAAUAAAGGAGCCCACUCAUUUCUCCAUCACUUCAGGCAGCAGUAGCUGGAGGCCCAUUGGUAAGCGGCCAUUUUCAAGUGUCAAGCAAGUACCAGUAUAUCACCCAUGGCAGCUGAUACGUUAUCCUAGUUACCUGUUGGGUACCACUGGAGGAAGAGACAUCUUUGGGUCCAUAAAUAAGCACCUGCAUACAAGUCCUGAACACCAAAGGUCAUAUCCAUUUGCAAGCAAUAACCCUCAAUAUUUUGAUUUCCAAGUUUCAGACAGGACAUACAAACCAAAAUGGUACUUACCAAACCCUAAGCCAACAUACCAUAACACCAUUCCUACAGACAAGAUCGAAACCUGGGGUUUUCCCUCAUCCAGACAGCAGAGAAGGGUUUACAACUCUCACAAAAGAAAGCGCAACAACAAUUUUGUCAGCACAAAAGCAGGAGCCUGGUAGACAGAUUACUAUGAAUUUCAAUCAGAUUGAGCCUUCUUUUAUUCUCAGGACAGCAUCAAAGUCAAUUUCCAAUAAGGGAAAAAAAUGGGCAAAAUCACGCCCCCAAAAUGUGAUUGUUAACAUUACACUGCAUAUAUCCCAAACAAACACGUAGUUACGGUAUUAAAAUAUGAAUUAUAUAUGUACAUACUCUAUUAAGGACAAUCACCAAGUCAAGUAAUGUUCCCUGAUACUCGCAAAUCAGUUUAUCAAUUAAGGACUUCAUUCCAAAUGGUGGCAGGGUAGCAGUGGGUGGAAGCAGACAUAUCAAACACGUAAUGGGUACUUUCGCCAAAUAUAUUAUUUCUCUUCUCCGAACAAAUUAAAUCCACAGGAAGCUUAAUUUUCAAAACAAGGCAAUCACGCUAGAUUAAUUGCCCUUGUUUAUGGUGCAGCAACAUGUUAAGGCAGAUAUAGAACAAUAAUGACACGAGAACAUGAGUAGUUUUUAUGUGAUAGACAAAAUAAUAUAUAACACUCAUGUCUUGAGAAUGGGGGCAUGUGAACUUUGCUGUAACUAUCAGAUGGCAGAAGGAGACUUUAUCAGUUUUAAAUUAAAUUUAUUGUUCAAUAAUUGAUAAGGCAGUAUUACAUGGACAGCUGCUGUUUGUUUGUCCACAGAAAGGCUGGCAAAUGAUUUAAUAAAAUGAAAUCACUGUGUGGUGAACCAAUCUUU